Messenger RNA from Adineta steineri, 1038 nucleotides. The record is from the annotation of a GenBank genome assembly. Lineage: Eukaryota; Metazoa; Rotifera; Eurotatoria; Adinetida; Adinetidae.
AUGUCUUUAAUACAAACUGAGAAUCUUGUACAUUUUGAACAACAAUAUCCAUAUCUCACACGAUUCAACCUUCGAGCUCAACACAAACAAGGAUAUCGUACAAUAUCGCGUGUACAACUUGAAGAAUUACUCUCUAGUAUUCCUCAUUUAGAACAGCUCGAGCUUGAGAUUUCGGCAGAUAUUGAUCUUAUCGAUGGUAAUCAAUGGGAAAUAUUCUUGACUCGUCAUUUAAUUAAUCUUAUUACUUUUGAUUUUAAAUUUGAUUUACAUCAAUAUGAAUAUAAUAAUAUUCCACCGAAUACAUUUCGUUCUUCUUUUUGGCUCAACAUAAAACGCUGGAUUGUUGUAUUAGAUCCUAUUGAUUCUAGUUUCAAAACUGUACCUCGUUUUGCUCGAAAAAGCAUUCACUUUUCGAACGAUUAUUCUCAACCAACAAUAACAGAUGGUUCAUUACCUUUCUUUGAUCAUUAUAUGUAUAUUCGUGAAAUAACUUUAAGUUCAUUUAUAAAUAAUGAUUGGAUUGAACGACUUGGGUCUAUUGUUAUUUUUAAUCAAAUUGAAGAACUCAAUAUUGGUAGAAAUCAACUUUUAGAAAUCUUAAUAAAAGUCAAACCUGUAAUGCCUCAACUAAAACGACUUAUUGUUUCUUGUCUUUCAUUGAAUACAUUAGGAAAAAAUAAUCUAAAAGAUUGUUCAUUCGAACAAAUUCGUUCACUUCGAUUUUAUGAUACAGAUUGUACUGUUAAUAAGGCUGAUAAUCUCUGUUACUUAUUUCCCAACCUUGAACAUUUACAAAUCUAUUUAAAACAUCGUCUUGAAAUCAUUCCAUAUUUGGAACGAUACAUACAUUUGUGUACAUUUAUAUGCGAAUUAAAAACAGUAUCGUCGAGUCAACACAACAAAAAGCAUGCAACAAGAGAUAUUGGACAUGAAUGGUUUGUUAAAAAUGUACCACGAUGGAGAAUCAUCAAUAAUUUUACUUGUCAAAUUACUCAAGCACAUGUAUAUUUGUGGAUUAAUAAUAAGCAUAAAAAAUGA